AUGGCUUCUUCAACUACAGCGAUCAAACAGGGUUCAAAGUCAAAAAAAUGGGUUAUUGGUACAUUUCCCGAAUCAAAAGAAUUUAGCGCUGUUCCAACUAAUUGGCUGUUUGAAACUACUGUAAAUGGUCCAUGGCAUGAAAAGGUCCAAAUUAACUCUGAAUCAUCUGAAGAAUUUGAUGGUCCAAAAUCUAAUAAAAAAACUAAAAACUUGUUCCAAAGUUUAGUAGAAGAGUCAGAUUCAAGUGAAGAGGGUUAUUACAUUGCUAUGCCACUGAAACAUAACAUAUCAAACUCAAAACUGGCACCUUCCACAUCCACGGCUAACCAAUCAGGUCAUAUUUUAGAAAAUUCAUUUGGAAAACUUACAUCUUAUGUGGGAAGAUGCAACACUAAUGAUAACAGGAACACAAUACUUCACAACCUGUCCAAUGAUAAUGAAGAUGAAAGAUAUAUCGCAAGCAUGAUGGCACCUUUCACAUCUACGGCUAACCAAUCGGGUCAUAUUUUAGAAAAUUCAUUUGGAAAACCUGUUAGUAUACUAUUGAUUAGUACAUAUUGUUGA
This is a messenger RNA of Sipha flava (yellow sugarcane aphid), 564 nucleotides long. RefSeq lists its product as uncharacterized. The coding region runs from base 1 to 564 and encodes 187 amino acids. Lineage: Eukaryota; Metazoa; Arthropoda; Insecta; Hemiptera; Aphididae. The transcript is spliced from 7 exons. The record is from RefSeq and is a predicted model, not a curated record.